Aureobasidium vineae is the source of this 2319-nucleotide messenger RNA. Lineage: Eukaryota; Fungi; Ascomycota; Dothideomycetes; Dothideales; Saccotheciaceae. The record is from the annotation of a GenBank genome assembly.
AUGCCCGGCGUCGUAAAAGGACCCAGAACCUUGUACGACAAGGUCUUUCAAGACCACAUUGUCGACGAGAGAGAUGACGGCACCAUCUUGCUCUACAUCGACAGACAUCUCGUCCACGAAGUCACAUCGCCUCAGGCCUUCGAGGGCCUCAGAAACGCCAGCAGACAAGUCCGAAGACCCGACUGCACUCUUGUCACGACCGACCACAACGUGCCUACGUCAUCAAGGAAAAACUUCAAGAGCGCUGCCACAUUCAUCGAGGAGGAUGACUCGAGGUUACAGUGCACCACCCUCGAGGACAAUGUGAAGGAGUUCAACCUCACCUACUUCGGUAUGGGAGACAAGAGACAGGGAAUUGUUCACAUCAUUGGCCCUGAGCAGGGCUUCACCCUCCCUGGCACCACUGUCGUCUGCGGUGACAGUCACACCUCGACCCACGGUGCUUUCGGUUCGCUCGCCUUCGGCAUCGGUACCAGUGAGGUUGAGCACGUGCUCGCUACCCAGACCCUCAUCACCCAGCGCAGCAAGAACAUGCGUGUGCAGGUCGACGGCCAGCUCGCUCCCGGCGUCAGCAGCAAGGAUAUUGUCCUCUAUGUCAUCGGUCAGAUCGGUACUGCAGGUGGUACCGGAUGUGUUAUCGAGUUCUGUGGUUCUGCUAUCCGCAGUCUCUCCAUGGAAGCCAGGAUGUCCAUUUGCAACAUGUCAAUCGAAGGAGGUGCCAGAGCUGGAAUGAUUGCUCCCGACCAGAUCACCUUUGAUUACCUCAAGGGCAAGCCCCUUGCUCCCAAGGUCGACAGCCCUGAGUGGAAGAAGGCCGUUGCCUACUGGUCCUCAUUGAAGACCGACGAGGGCGCCAAGUUCGACUACGAUAUUUUCAUCGACGCCAAGGAUAUCGCUCCCACUGUCUCCUGGGGUACCUCGCCUCAGGACGUCAUCCCUAUUGACGGUGUUGUUCCUGGUCCCGAUGACUUCCAGGACGAAAACAGAAAGAAGGCCUGCAUCAGAGCCCUUGAGUACAUGGGACUUACUGCUGGCACUCCCAUGGAGGAAGUCGUCUUGGACAAGGUCUUCAUCGGAUCUUGCACCAACGCCCGUAUUGAGGAUCUUCGCACUGCCGCAGGUAUCGUCAAGGGCAAGAAGGUUGCCUCCAACAUCAAGCGCGCCAUGGUCGUCCCUGGUUCUGGUCUUGUCAAGCAGCGCGCCGAGUCCGAGGGUCUCGACCAGAUCUUCGUUGAUGCUGGAUUCGAGUGGAGAGAGGCCGGUUGCUCCAUGUGUCUUGGUAUGAACCCUGACAUCCUCUCGCCCAAGGAGCGUUGUGCCUCUACCUCCAACCGUAACUUCGAGGGCAGACAGGGUGCCCAGGGUCGUACCCACUUGAUGUCUCCCGCCAUGGCCGCCGCUUGUGCCCUCGUUGGCAAGCUAGCCGACGUGCGCAAGCUCGAUGGCUACCAGCAGGUCACCGGCAAGGCUCCUCGUGAGGUUUCUGCUGAGCCCGAGGUAGCUGCACCCGAGAGCGACGCUGACCUUGAGGAGAUCAUGGACCUCGACGAGACCUCUCAGGGCAACACUGUUUCGAGCGGUGCCCCUACCACCUCGACUGGUAUGCCCAAGUUCACUCAGCUCAAGGGUCUUGCCGCUCCUCUCGAUCGCUCGAACGUCGACACCGAUGCCAUCAUCCCCAAGCAGUUCUUGAAGACCAUCAAGCGUUCCGGUCUUGGCUCGGCUUUGUUCAACGACUGGCGCUACAACGAGGACAAGAGCGAGAACUCUGACUUUGUCCUCAACCAGAAGCCUUACCGUGAUGCAAAGAUCCUUGUCGUCCAGGGUCCUAACUUCGGCUGCGGCUCCAGCAGAGAGCACGCUCCCUGGGCACUUCUCGACUUCGGCAUCCUCUGCAUCAUCGCCCCCUCGUUCGGUGACAUCUUCUUCAACAACUGCUUCAAGAACGGCAUGCUUCCCAUCCGUAUUGGUGACGAGAAGGCUCUCAAGGCCAUCUUCGACGAAGCCAGCACCGGCUCAGAGAUCGAGGUCGACCUUGUGAACCAGGAGAUCAAGAAGGCUGACGGAACUGUCCUCUCAUCCUUUGACGUUGAGGAGUUCCGCAAGCACUGUCUCGUCAACGGUCUUGACGACAUUGGUCUUACUAUGCAAAUGGAUGACAAGAUUGUCAAGUUCGAGCGCAGACGUACCGAGGAGACUCCUUGGCUCGACGGAUCCGGCUACCUCAAGCGCGACCGUAAGGGUCCCGUCAAGGUUGAGGCCGCGCCAGUUCCUAAGACCAACCGUGGUGAGGAGAAGACCGAGCCUCUUGAGUGGUAG